UGAAGAGGAAGGCUGUAGGUUCGCUUGAAUCUCCAACAAGAGAAAUAAAAAUGCCUAAAAUAUCAGUGGAAAAAGAGAAAAAAUACGACAGACAACUAAGACUUUGGGGUGACCAUGGACAAUUGGCUCUUGAAAAGGCAAAAAUUUGUCUAAUCAAUGCUUCUGCAACAGGAACAGAAAUACUAAAGAACUUAAUUUUACCAGGAAUGGGGUCGUUCACAAUUAUUGAUGGUAAUAAAGUGUCAGGAGAAAAUAUCGGCAACAAUUUUUUCUUAGAAAAAGACAGUUUAGGAAAGUCCAGAGCAGAGUGUGCUACUGAAUUUCUCUUAGAAUUAAAUGCUGAUGUUUCAGGAGACUUUAUAGAAGAGGCUCCUGAAAGACUCUUAGAAAAUAACAAAGAAUUCUUCAAAUCAUUUGCUGUUGUUAUAGCAACACAACUCCAUAGAAGUGUCCUCUUGAAACUUGCAGAGGUUCUCUGGAUGUAUGAUGUUCCCCUAUUAGUGUGUAGAUCAUAUGGAUUUAUUGGUUACAUGAGGCUAGUUGUUCGAGAACACACAGUUGUAGAGUCACACCCUGACAGUGCUCAUGAAGAUCUUCGUCUGGACAGACCAUUUAGGGGUUUGAAGGAUUAUGUGGAUGGACUUGAUUUUGAUGCAAUGAGCAAAGAGGAGCACACUCAUGUUCCCUGUAUAGCAAUUCUUUUAAAAUACCUUACAAAGUGGAAAAUGGAGCAUGAUAAUCUACCACCUCAAAACUAUAAAGAAAAAGAUUUAUUCAAGAAAAUGAUCAGACAAGGAAUACGAGUAAGACAACAUGGGAUUCCAGAGGAAGAGGAAAAUUUUGAUGAAGCAAUCAAAUCUGUUAACAAAGCAUUUGUUCCAACAAAAAUUCCAAGUGAAGUGACUAAGAUAUUCCAAGAAGCGGACUGUUCUACCAAGAUAAUAGACUCAAGUUCAUCAUUUUGGAUAUUAGCAAGAGCAGUAAAAGAAUUUGUUGAAAAUGAAGGACAAGGAGCAUUACCUCUACGUGGAUCAAUACCUGACAUGACAGCUGAUUCUAAAAGUUACAUUUUUCUUCAAAACAUUUAUCAAGAGCAAGCGAAGCAAGAUGUGGCAGCUGUCACUCAAAGAGUCCACAGUAUAUUGUCAUCAAUAGGAAAGUCUGCAGACAGUAUACCAGAAAAUGAAAUCAAGAUAUUUUGUAGAAAUGCGUAUUUCCUGCAAGUUGUUAGAUGUAGAUCUUUAGCAGAAGAGUACAACCCAUCUACAGCGAACACCACUGAAAUAGGCUCCAACCUUGAAGACCCUGAUAGUGAUGUAGUCUUCUAUGUUCUCAUGAGAGCUGUUGAUCAGUUUUACAGUCAAUAUCACAGAUUUCCUGGUCAUUUUGAUGAUCAGGUUGAAGCUGAUGUUGUCAAGCUUAGAUCUUGUGUUAGUGCACUUUUACAAGAAUGGACACUCGCUACCAACAUUAAAUCUGAAUAUAUCCAUGAAAUGUGUAGAUAUGGUGCAUCUGAGAUUCAUCCUAUUGCUGCUUUUAUUGGAGGGGCCGGUGCUCAGGAGGUAGUCAAGCUUAUAACACGCCAGUUUGUACCUUUCAAUAACACUUUUAUUUACAACGGAAUGACAGGCUCGUCUAAGACAUUACAACUGUAAUAGACAAAGAUUACCAGUUGGUAUUAUACUCUUGGACUGUCAAUGUACCUUGCAAUAACACCUUUAUUUACAACGGAACUUAACAAGUUCAUCUCACAAAGACUGCUACCCCGGCACUAGUUUUUUGGUUGACGUAAGCCAAAGCUCCAGUCUGUUCUAGAGGCCGCAAAAACCGUGAACAACACUCAUAAACCCGGCUUCAAUAUGAAUCACUUCUCGUAGUCCUCUUYUGUAACAUUUCCCCCCCUUUAUUCUAUGCUUUUCUUUUUCUAUAAUCUGUAAAUAAACUUUUACAUUUUAGGAAA
Actinia tenebrosa (Australian red waratah sea anemone) is the source of this 1960-nucleotide messenger RNA. RefSeq names its product NEDD8-activating enzyme E1 regulatory subunit. NCBI's taxonomy places the organism in Eukaryota, Metazoa, Cnidaria, Anthozoa, Actiniaria, Actiniidae. Gene Ontology annotation, molecular function: NEDD8 activating enzyme activity. Gene Ontology annotation, biological process: protein neddylation. The record is from RefSeq and is a predicted model, not a curated record. Gene Ontology annotation, cellular component: cytoplasm.